Messenger RNA from Drosophila montana, 3430 nucleotides. RefSeq names its product Excitatory amino acid transporter 2 (gene Eaat2). Gene Ontology annotation, cellular component: plasma membrane. Gene Ontology annotation, molecular function: neutral L-amino acid transmembrane transporter activity; glutamate:sodium symporter activity; L-glutamate transmembrane transporter activity. The record is from RefSeq and is a predicted model, not a curated record. The transcript is spliced from 7 exons. The coding region runs from base 448 to 2142 and encodes 564 amino acids. Lineage: Eukaryota; Metazoa; Arthropoda; Insecta; Diptera; Drosophilidae. Gene Ontology annotation, biological process: L-glutamate transmembrane transport.
UUGCUCUGGCUACCUCGUGCUCUCUCUCUCUCUCUCUCUCUCUCUCUCGCUCGCUCGCUCGCUUCCCUGGCCUGACCUAAUUGAAUUUGCGGCGCACAGGUGUCAGAGGUGAUUAAAGGGCCACAGCCAAACUCGACCUUGCACCACCCAAACCAGCCGCAAAAUCACUAAAACGGCUACAGCGGUGCAACGCAUACUGCAACUGUUGAUGCAACAGCAGCUCAAGCUGCUGCGAAAGUUCCACCAGCUGAUUGCAUUGGCACAAACGUUAAGUAUACGCGCCGUGGCAACGACAAAUUAAUUCAAAGUUAAAGCUAAAGUCGCAAGUGGAAAGUGGAAAGUGAAAGCUGCUGCCAAGGCGCCAAAGUGUCGAGUGCAAAGUGUUUAGAAACCAGCAUAAACCUGGGUAACUUGUGGCUUAUUAUUAGAGAUUACCUCUUCACCAAAAUGGGUCCAUCGAAUAUGACGGCAGCCGUGCACGGCACCGAGCUGCCACCGAAGACCACGGAGCGCAGCGAUGCCCCCAUCGAGCUGACCGGAUAUCGAAAAUGGCUCUGCGAUAAUCUCAUGCUCCUUGUCACGCUCUCCGGCGUCAUGCUGGGCGUCAUUCUCGGCCUCUCGUUGCGUCCGCUGCAUCUGCACGAGGACUCGAUCAUGCUGAUCUCGUAUCCGGGCGAGCUGUUCAUGCGCGUGCUGAAGCUAAUGAUUCUGCCGUUGGUCAUCUCUAGCCUGAUCGCCGGCUCGGCCAGUUUGAAUGCCAAGAUGAAUGGCAAAAUUGCUCUGCGCACGCUCUUCUACUUCGCCAGCACCUCGUUGUUCAACGCGGCGCUGGGCAUUGCUCUGGUGCUGCUCAUCCAUCCGGGUAAUCCGGACUUGCACAAUGCGGAUGAUCGUGCGUCGGACAGGCGUGCGGUCAAAUUGUUGGACAGCCUCUUGGAUUUGGGCAGAAACGUCUUUCCGGACAACCUAUUCCAGGCAUCGAUACAGCAGGCACACACCGUCUACCUGCCCAAGCCGAGCAUGGUCCACAGCCCGAAUGACACGGUGACAAACGAUACGGCUGCGGCGCUGGUGCACGGCGUGGAGGCGCAACGACAGCUGCCGGAACUGGAGGAGGUGGAGGUGCUGGUGCGGGAUGUGCAAUAUCGCAGCGGCACAAAUACUUUGGGCAUUGUAUUCUUUUGCCUUGUGUUUGGCACCGUGCUGGGGACCAUCGGGCAGAAGGGUCAGGUGGUUGUGGACUUCUUUGCGGCCGUCUUCGAGGUGAUCAUGAAAAUGGUGACGUGCGUCAUGUGGCUGACACCGGUGGGCAUCAGUUCGGUCAUCGCUGGCAAAAUACUGAGUGUCGAUAAUCUGAGUCUGGUGAUGGCGCAGCUCGUUUGGUUCAUCAUAACGGUGGCCAUCGGUGUGAUCAUCUACCAGUUCAUUGUGAUGCAGUUCAUCUACUUUGUGUUCGUGCGACGCAAUCCCUUCAAGUUCUACGCGGGCCUCAUUGAGGCCAUGCUAACCGCAUUUGCCACCGCAUCAACCGCCGCCGCCUUGCCGCUCACAUUCCGCUGCAUGAACGAGAAGCUGCGCAUCGAUCCGCGCAUCACACGCUUCGUCCUGCCCAUCGGCUGCAACAUCAACAUGGACGGCACCGCCCUCUUCAUAGCCGUCGCCUCCAUCUUCAUAGCCCAGAUGAGCGGCAUGGUUCUCGGCUUUGGCGAACUCCUCACCGUGCUGCUCACCUCCACGGCGGCCUCCAUGAGCUCCGCGAGCGUGCCGAGCGCGGCUCUGGUCCUGCUCCUAGUUGUCCUCACCGCCAUCGAUGCGCCCGUUCAGGAUGUGACGCUGCUCUUUGCCGUGGAUUGGUUUGUUGAUCGCAUUCGCACCACCAACAACAUGCUCGGGGAUUGCUAUGCCGCCGCCGUCGUCGAGGAGCUGUCCCGCAAGGAGCUGAUGGCCCUGGACGCUGCUGCUGUCAAUUAUCAGGAUCUGCCAGCUGGCACGCCCAAUGGACUGCAUGUCGGCCUGCUCGAGGGUCAAACGGAGCUGGAGUCGCCGGGCAAAUGCCAGCUGAACGAUGCCGUCGUCGUGGACAUGAACGCAGUGAUGAACAAUGUGAAUCUGCAGCAGGAGCAGAGCAAUCGACGGGUCUAAGCCGGAUAUGGAUGCAGCAUGCAGCACCAGCACGUAUAGUACCACCAAUAGACCACAGUGUUCCCCCAAUAACAACAACAGCAACACCUUUUGAAAGACUUUUUUUGAUUUUUGAUGAAGAAACUUUUCAAUAGAAAAACAAUUUUUAGCAAUAUGAAUCCAACUGUUUGAGAGACUGUCCAAAUAGAAUUUAAAUAUGAUUUGAGCCCACCCCGAAACAAAUAAGAAGAAGCAAACUAUAUCAUAUAUAUACACACACACAUAUAUACACCAUAUAUAUAUAUGCACUUGUAUACUUACACACUCAAAAAAAAAAAUGUGCUACUAAUUUUGAAAAUUUGCCAACAUGAAAACUUUUUUCCAAAUUUAAAAAAUUUUUUUAAAUAAUUAUUUUAAUUUUUAAAGUUUGUUGAAAAUUGGAAAAACCUUUUUAAUUUGUGGCAAAUAUUUCUUCAAUUUGGGUAACAAUUUUUUUCGUUGAGUGCACGUAUUCGAAUUUGAAUUUUGAGCGCAGUGUUUCCAUAAGAUCUGACCAAAAUAUCAGUAGAUAAAAAUAUAUACAAGCGACUCGGAUCGCAAAGAAAAUAUAUAAUAAUAGUUGGAAAAAAAAGUAGUGUCCACUUGCAUUGCAGAUUCGCAUAUAUAGACAUAUAUACCACACAUAUGAAUCAAUUAAUAGGCAUAUGAAAAACUAAAACAAAAAAAAAAAAAAAAUGGUAGACAACAAAUAUUAUUAUAUACAAAAAACCUACUUCAAGCAGACGAAAGAAGAAGAAAAAGGAAAAACAAACAUUUUUGUGAUGUGUUUUAAACUAUAUGCAUAAUCUUUAUGGGUAUUAUUUAAUAAGCGCCUCGGUCGGCUAGGCGACCUAUUUUUGUGAUUGUGUCAUUGACGUCGAGAACGGAAAGUGGAAAGUUUAUAAUAUAUAUUUAUGAUUUAUAACAAUUUCCUAAUAUACAUCUAUAUCUAUAUCUAUAUCUAUAUGUAUAUACCUAUGAUUUCAAAGUGCAAAUGCGCAGGUUGUAAACGAAGUUGGCCUAGUUUUAGUUUUAGUUAUUCGACUCCACCUCAGUUAAAGUCCUUCAACUUUUUUUUUGUUAACACUCACAUAUACAUAUAUAUCUAUAUGAUUAUAUAACCCUUAUGCAUACGUAGACUGAUAGUAGUAUUAGUGUGAUUAUAUUGAAACAUAUAAACUUACUUAUAAAGCAUACUAAACCAUAUCCAACAUUCGAUUUGUACGCAUACGCUGAAUACAAUAAAAAAUACAGAAAGUUAUAAUGUCAA